Messenger RNA from Malaya genurostris, 867 nucleotides. RefSeq lists its product as uncharacterized. The record is from RefSeq and is a predicted model, not a curated record. The transcript has a single exon. The coding region runs from base 1 to 867 and encodes 288 amino acids. NCBI's taxonomy places the organism in Eukaryota, Metazoa, Arthropoda, Insecta, Diptera, Culicidae.
AUGGCUAGUGCUGGUGAUCGGUGUGCUAAAACCGUUAAAUCAGAUGAUGAUUUCAUAGGGUGUUCGGGUUUUUGCAAUAAUGUAGUCCACAUGAAGUGCGCAAAACUAAACAAACCGUUUUUGAAAGUAAAUGACGAGAACCCCAAUUUGCUCUGGAUUUGUGACGAAUGUUGUAAAUUGAUAAAACUUGCUCGUUUUCGCGAGACAGUUUCCUCCAUUGGGUGUGCUGUCUCAGCUAUUGCUGAAAAAACUGAGUCAAUAUGUGCUGAGCUGAAAGCCGAAAUAACAAAAAAUAGCCAGCAAAUAUCUCGCCUGUCUCGCAUCGUUUCUACUUCGUCAUCGGUGCCAGCAAAUCCAGUUUCUCGUCCGGCUGCUAAACGUCGUCGCGAAGAGGUAUUUGAGACAAGCAGUUCAUUGAUGGGUGGGCGGAAACCAGCCGAAAACUGCAAUAUUGCAACGGUUCCGCUAGCUUUCAUUCUUGCAUGGAUCUACAUCUCUCGCUUUCAUCCCAGCGUUAGUAAAGAGAUGGUCGAAAAACUAACGAAAGCUGGACUGAAUUGCAAUGACGAAAUUUCGGUCAUCCCGCUGGUGAAAAAAGGAAUGGACGUCAACACCCUGAACUUUGUUUCCUUCAAAGUUGGAAUUCCUGCUAAGUAUCGUGAUGUUGCACUUAAUCGUGACAAAUGGCCUCAAGGUGUCCUCUUUCGCGAGUCUGAGGACAACCGGAGGCAGGAUGUCUGGUGUCCGCCUAUCGAUGUUUCUCCGCUUACUCCAGAUAAGAAUGACCGUAGUACGCCUGUGAGUAUGGAACAGCAAGGUACACCUGGAUCGCCUUUUUCCCUCUUGACAACACCAAUGACGUUAUGA